AUGAUCCGCAAAGAGGUUCAAGAGAUGAAGAAGAAUAAGAAUAAGAGCCCUCAUGAUCAGCCACUGACGCUUUUGUCUCUUCCAGAAGAAAUCUUAGAGAACAUCCUCGCACGUAUCUCUAAAUGGAAUUACCCUAAUCUCUCUCUUGUCUCCAAGAGAUUCCUCUCACUUCUCUCUUCUCCCCAAAUCUACACGACUCGAUCUAACAUCGGAACCACAGAACCAUGCCUCUAUUUCUGCUUAGAAUCGUCUAAGAACCAAUUCUUUGACUGGUACACUCUUUGGAUGAAACCUUCCGAAACCCUAACGAAUGAUGGUGACGAUGAUAUUCUUGGUGACUAUUCAUUGGUUCCGGUACCUUGUUAUCCCCAUCCUCAUUGUGUACCGUAUGAUUCCACUAUAGCUGUUGGUUCGGAGAUCUACCUAAUCGGUGCACCCUCCGAAUCACCACCGACUUCAGCUAUUCGUAUCCUUGAUUGUGGGAGUAACACGUGGCGUGAUGGCCCCAGUAUGAUGGUUGCUCGGGAGUCUGCGCAUGCAUUUUUUGUUGAUGGGAAAAUAUAUGUAAUGGGAGGUUGUGGGAAGGACGAGUCCAUGGCUUGGAUGGAAGCGUUAGACAUAAAGACUCAGACUUGGAGUUCUUUGCCGAGCAUGGAGACUCAGCCGACGAGUUAA
Messenger RNA from Camelina sativa (false flax), 675 nucleotides. The record is from RefSeq and is a predicted model, not a curated record. NCBI's taxonomy places the organism in Eukaryota, Viridiplantae, Streptophyta, Magnoliopsida, Brassicales, Brassicaceae.